UACGGAAGGGCGAGUCCCACCCCUGGCAGAAGAGUCGUGGCGGGACCGCCGAGGCGCAGGCAGGCGCGAGCUGGAGCCCGACAGAAUUCCUGCCCAUUGGCGUUUGUUUUCUUCAUUUCAAAGACGUGUUCUUGAGAGGAAGCGCCAUGUCGUGGAUAAGAGAAGGCGAAUUGUCCCUAUUGGAGAGGUUCUGUGCUAGCGUAAUAAAGGCAGGGCCAAUGCCCAAGCACAUUGCAUUCAUCAUGGAUGGCAAUCGUCGUUAUGCUCAGAAGCAUCAAGUGAAGAAGCUGGAAGGACAUUCACAGGGUUUUGCAAAACUAACACAGACAUUACAAUGGUGCUUGAGUCUGGGUGUCCGGGAAGUCACAGUUUAUGCUUUUAGCAUUGAGAAUUUCAAGCGAUCUCAAGAAGAAGUUGAGGGCUUGAUGCAAUUGGCUAGGCAAAAAUUCAUCCGUCUUCUUGAAGAACAAGAGAACUUGGAGAAACAUGGUGUGUGUAUUCGAGUUCUUGGCGAUGUGUCCCUUCUGCCUCAGGAUAUCCAGGAACUGAUUGCUAAGGUUGUGCUGGCAACUAAGCAUUAUAACACGUGUUUCUUGAACAUUGGCUUUGCAUACACAUCAAGACAGGAGAUCAGUAAUGCAGUGAAAGAGUUGGCUUGGGGCGUCGAAGAAGGACUGCUUCAACCCAGUGAUGUGUCAGAAUCGCUCAUCGACAAAUGCCUUUACUCCUGCAAAUCUCCUCAUCCAGACAUUCUGAUCAGAACAUCUGGAGAAGUUCGACUUAGUGAUUUUAUGCUCUGGCAGACAUCCCAUUCUUGCCUCGUGUUUCAAAGUGUUCUGUGGCCAGAUUAUUCGUUCUGGAAUUUAUGUGAGGCCAUCCUUCGAUUUCAGAUGAACUACAAUGCAUUACAAAAAGCCAGAGAUUUAUACAUGGAACAAAGGAAGUGGCAACAGUUAGAAACUGAUAAGGCACAAGUCUUACAGAAAUUGAAGAAUGAAGAAUCUGCAACCUGUGGAGAUACUCAAAAAUGCGGGACACUUUUGCGAGAAUUCAAAGCUAAACGGGAAGAGAGGAUUCAAAGGUUUUUGCAGGCUCUUGAACACAAAAGGAUAGACUUCCUAGAAAAACUGGCAUUGGCAGCUGCAAGAUAAGAAGGUUCCUCUUGGGGAUAGGGGAGAGAAGAGAGGGAAAAAUGAGCCAAGUUGCAAAUAGUCCAAUUGCUGCCCAGUGGAUGACAUGAAAUGGGAUCCUAGGUUUAUUCUAUGUGCACAUGCACAUGACUGGGGACCAUGACACUUGAAGUGUAUGUUUACCAAAUUUAAUGAAACAAAACGUAUUUGUGUAGAGCUAACAAAUGAAAAGAAUAGCAUCAAAUAUUUCUAGGUGUGAAAGUCUGCGCAUGCUGGGGGGCUUUGCUCCAUAUUCUCCAAACUGCAGUUUUUCUCUUCCACAAUUCAAAGACUUACCAGAAUCCUGAAAAACUGCCUGCACUGGAAUGCAGAGAUGCUGCAUCUGAGGAGAUUAGAGAAAAACCCCAUUGCAUGCAUGCGCCCAAGCAGAUUUAUUGUGGAAUAAAUUAAAUGUUUAUUCUUUUCUUUGUUGCCUCGAUUUUUAAGACCAGCUGUUUCUGGACCAUUUGUUUUUCCAUUCUUGGUACCAGCUUAUGAUAUAGGAUUGUACCUAAGUUUCACAGGAACAUACGUUGUUCCUCUGACUUUAGGAAAAUGUCAUCCUCCAGGUUAACUCUAUAUAUCCUUCUGGACUAUAGAAACGUGUUGGGUACAACAGAACUUCAAGGUGUUUUUGAUGCAGUAUCUUCAAAUGGGUUUGAGAAGGUGCUGCUUUGGAUAGCAGUACAAAAUGUCCUUUUACACAAAAGUGCAGCAUGUUGUAAACUGUGAAAAAGAUAAAGGGCAUCAACUAUAAAUACAUUUUAUUUUCCAAAAGAAGCCAACAAUUAUUUCAUGUUGCUUUUCAAAGACUAAAUGAGAGUAUGAUUGUAUUAUUCUAAAGCACUUAAGUUUGAAAUUCUGAAGGAUGAACCAGUUGUCAAGCCUAUUGAUAUUUAACAACCUGCUGGAACCAUUUUUUUAAAAUAAAACUUAUACAAGGGGGAAAU
This is a messenger RNA of Pantherophis guttatus, 2119 nucleotides long. It is a transcript of the gene DHDDS, whose product is annotated as dehydrodolichyl diphosphate synthase subunit. Gene Ontology annotation, molecular function: ditrans,polycis-polyprenyl diphosphate synthase [(2E,6E)-farnesyl diphosphate specific] activity. Gene Ontology annotation, biological process: polyprenol biosynthetic process. NCBI's taxonomy places the organism in Eukaryota, Metazoa, Chordata, Lepidosauria, Squamata, Colubridae. The record is from RefSeq and is a predicted model, not a curated record. Gene Ontology annotation, cellular component: endoplasmic reticulum; dehydrodolichyl diphosphate synthase complex.